Molecule: messenger RNA, 2662 nt
Organism: Pseudo-nitzschia multistriata
Lineage: Eukaryota; Bacillariophyta; Bacillariophyceae; Bacillariales; Bacillariaceae
Source: the annotation of a GenBank genome assembly
GACCACAUACAUACACCAAAAAAUAAGAAAACAAGCAAUGUAACCACCUUGUUGUUUUAAGACCGUCACAUGAACCAAAAGCAUUGAGACACUCAUAUCUACCGAAAGCGCCAAGUAGUGAAUGUAACCAAUGAUAUAGAAAUGACAGAAAAGAUACAGGAAAGAGAUUGAGAACAAUGAAGAGAGUGCUUGGGACAAGACCUGCAUCCGUCAGAGAAGAUGUUGGAAAAAGCAGCAAUGGCGUACCACCGUCGUCGUCGUCAUCGUCAUCCUUUUCGUCGUCACUGUUGUCGUCGCUUUCUUCGAACCCACCUGGUGAMGACAGCACGAUCACCACCAAUGUGCAGGUUUGUGCAAGGAUCCGGCCCCUAAUUAAAUCCAGUCCUUCGAAACCCACGAGACGACUAAGUUUUAUUCCGGGUGGAAACUCUCGCAGUCCGAGGAAGUCGGGACCUUUUUCCGACACCAGAACAACAUACGAUCAGUCCAAUGUGCAGGAUGACGGUGACUUUGUCGCCUGGGAUAUCUCGAGGGAUAGAAGAACUGCAUCUCAAUCCGAUAGAACAGAAAAAAUCCAAGGCCGUACGCAUUCUUACACGCUUGAUCGGCUUUUUGGAAGUGAGUCGACAACCCAUGAAAUCUACGACGAAUCUGUAGCCUCUUUAGUGAAAGCUGCCAUGGAAGGCUACAAUUCUACGGUAUUAGCAUAUGGUCAGACUUCAACAGGAAAAACGCACACAAUGACAGGAAAGCAGAAAGCACCAGGUUUAAUACCACUGUGUGUUAGGGAUUGUUUUAACUACAUUCAAGAUAAUCCUUCCGCAGAAUCCAGAGAAUAUCUUUUUCGGUUCAGUUACUUGGAAAUAUACAAAGAAAACAUACGUGACCUUUUAUCUUCUUCGUCCUCUGCAUCAGAGCCGGUCCGACUGUUUGACGGGCCUAAUGGUCUUAUUAUUCGUGGACUCAAAGAGGAAGUUGUUUCAUCUCCCGAGAAGGUCUUCAAACUUCUUAGGCAGGGCGAGAAGAGACGGCAAGUUGGGGCGACUCAUAUGAACCAACAUUCGAGCCGAUCUCAUGCCGUUAUGCGCUUAAAGAUUGAAUCUUCCUCUACAAUUGAUAGACGUGACAGAACCCGUGUUUCUCUCCUUUCGUUAGUUGAUUUGGCGGGAAGUGAAUCAGUACGGCUGAACGGUGUAGAACGAAGAGACGAAGGACAAUACAUAAACAAGUCACUCAUGGCGCUCGGCCAAUGUGUACUUGGCCUCUCUGAAUCAAGCAAAAGCGAAGGUGGAAAGAAAAUCAACCGAAGCCAUAUUCCUUUUCGUGACUCGAAACUUACUCGAAUGUUACAAUCGUCGCUAUCUGGAAACGCCAAGAUGUUAUUAAUGUGUUGCAUCAGCCCAUUAGCAUCUCACAUGGAAGAAUCUCACAAUACUUUCAAAUUUGCAACCCGAGCUAAACGUAUCGAACAAACGGCAACAAUACAAACAGCCGGAGACAAAGAAGAAACAUUGCUUCAGACUUAUCGCGAUGAAAUUGAAGAUUUGAAGAAACAAUUGGCAGAAGCUGCAGAGCAGAAGCAAACACUUUUAAAUGAGCAACGGGAAUACCAAGCGAUGAAGGAACGUCAAAACAUUCUACAGUCAACAGAGGAUGAAAUAGAAGUGGUUGCUACUCUCCCGCCACAAUCCGAUAUCAACAACAUUAYUACUUCAAACACUAUGGAAUCGACCACAGAGGAGAUUGAAGAAUUGGUUGAAGCUAUCCAAACGAUGGAACACUUAAUCCUCAAAAGCCGAUCGCUUCAGCAGCGUUCUUCGAGUAACCCAGAGGCUGCUGAAAAUAAUGACACAAUUCUAGAAACGAAUAGUAGUUGCGAUUCAGAAAAAUUGGAAGAUUUUCUCGACUAUGCCUUGGAAUCUUCCAAAACAGAAGACCUAUUGGUGGAUAACAAGACUUGUGCUGUACCAAGUAGUACGAACGAUGUUACUACCAGUCCUUUAGACCCCAAAAGCAUGGCAAACACUGAAGAUAAGCUUCAUUCGGAGUUGACUCGAAUUCGAGGUCUUCUAGGAUCUGUAUUACAGAAGAGGGGUGUGCCGAGUAAGAUAGUGCGGAAGAGUCUGGAUUUUUCAACCCCAGCUCGUGGUCCUCUGCAGUCACGAAAUGCACUUGAUCAGUCUUUAUCAGACGAACUCGAAGUAGGAACUGGCGCUGAAGGGAAUAUCAACGAACGUUAUGGCACAACGAAAGAGGAUGCCGAAGAAAAGAAAGCUGAAUUGGAGUCACUUCGAAUGCAACUUGAACAGCAGGAACGGACGACAAGUUUGCGAAAAGCUGAUUCUCAUUUUCUGCAGCGCCAACUAGAAGAAAAAGACAUGCUGCUAGAAGAAGUUUCCAGUUUGCUCGAAGCAGUAGAGAGGCGACAGGGAGAGUUGGAACGAGAAAAUUUUGCCCUGAAGGUAGAACUGAGUAGGCUAAGAGAUGAGAAGGGUUUUGAAGUGUAAUCAUAAUAUGCGAACAAAGGAUUCUUCCUGGGUUCUGGCCCUGGUUGAUAGGUUGAAACACGCACGUAUUGAAGUCGUUCUUAGCUCCACUUUCCACACUAACCAUACCAUAAAGCGAACAUUUUUCUUGGGUCAAAUUAAUUUAAGCUGGAGUC